Messenger RNA from Lymnaea stagnalis (great pond snail), 5965 nucleotides. The record is from the annotation of a GenBank genome assembly. NCBI's taxonomy places the organism in Eukaryota, Metazoa, Mollusca, Gastropoda, Lymnaeidae.
GAAUUUCCGAUUCCAAAAAUACGGAUUUGUGGAAACAUCGACACAAAAUAAAGGAUGGUAAAAACUUAAGAAAGCGGUGCCGGAGUGCGAAUUCAAUAUUGCCCUACCUAAAUAUCAAAAUGUUGUUUAAAUAAAUUAUCUGUAAUGGCCUCUGUAGAUCUCACUCAUCUAUUCGCUCGUCAUUUUGAGCUUUACGAUGGAACUGAAAUCACAUUUGACCAAUCUGCUGAGGGAGAUGUCGGUUGUGUUGUUUGGGAUGCGGCCCUUGUGUUGUGUGGUUAUAUAGGCAAACAAAACUGUUUUGUUGACAGAUCGGUUUUAGAAUUGGGUGCCGGUACGGGUGCUGUUGGCUUGACUGCUGCAUAUUUAAGGUACUUUUUUUUAAAGAUUCUAAUUCUUUAUUAAUGUUCGUAGGCGUCGUAGCUCUUUUCCAGUCGCUCCGACUCCGAGCCACGGAGCCGCAUUAUUUAUUGUAAUAAAAUACUAAUCAGUCUUCUAAUUACUACUAAUAUUAUAAUUAUUAUAUUACGGCUGCUGGGAGUGCAGUUCUUUGAAGGUACGGAUUUAUUAUAAAAUUACAUUAAAAUUGAAUAUAUACUAUAUGACUAAAGUAUUAGCUUAACAUUAAAUUUAAAUUAUAAUUAUUUAAUAGUUAGUAGAUCCAAUCACAAUAACAUUUAUUUUCAUUAUGAUACAUAAAAUAAUAAUAAUAAUAAUAUAAUACAUGAUAUGAAAAUGUUUCCUCACUCAAACUAGAUUGCUGACCCCUCCUAGUCUUGGCUUGAGUCUUUUAUAAUAUAUAACAAAUAUAUAUAAUAUAAUAAUAAUAAAUUAAAGUAAAGACAUCAUAUAAUUAGCUAAUAGAUAGAGCUUCUAUUCUCUAUGAUAAUUACUGUUGUACCUUGGAAUCCUAAUUUAAUCCGUUCCUGAACCCUUUUUGAGUCGCUAGACAAUGUUUCCCCCCCUUUAGAAACUGGAUUAAUUCUUUUCUGGGUGCCACCAAAGUAAAGCCAUUUUCUUAGUUCUCAAUCCUCCCUCUACUGGUUUUAAGCUCCUUCUUUUGAGAACAGGUAAUAGGCAGGCCUUUCAGUUUUGUUUUUCCACUACAUCUUCAUGGAGGACCUUGGCUUUCUAAAAAAUUAUGGUCAUAGAAAUCACAUUACCAGCCAGCUGUUUUUCAUUAAUCCAAACUAAUUUUUUUUUUUCUUUUUUUCUUCCAUACUUUUCAAUCACCUAGAGGUCAGUGUCAUAACCCCUUUCGCCACAUCAGCUUUUUUGACAGCUUUUUAAAUUUUUCAAUAGGUACCUCUUUUAUGCUUAGCAAUAAGCUCUUUCUUAACUUCAAUUGUAUUUUUUCAGCUUUUCCCUUGCUCUUAUUUUCCUUACUACACCACCUUUUAGCAGACCCACACGUUUGUCAGCGGCCUGAGCUAGAGAUCUUCCAUUUUUCAAGUUUUAAACUAUACGCAUAUGUUUGAGUUUGAUAUACGAAAGGGGCCCAGAAUUUCCUAGGUGCGGGCCUGCCUUUUAUGACCCAUGGCGAAUAUACUUUGUUGCUACCCUGUAUUAUAUAAAAAUAACACUAAAUAAGCACAAAAGCAUCAAAUUAGCAGUCAAAAUCAUACAAGAUGCUUUCCCUUCAGCUGCAGAAAAUGAAUUGAAAUACAAAGCCUAGGCAUAUAGGUGGCCCAAGCCCUGAGGAAACAUGUGCACAAAAAUGCACCAACAAAGUUUUUAGGUGUAUUUGAAUUUUGAGCAAAAAUUUGUGUGGUUUGGAUCCUAAAGUGGUUGAAUUUCUUUGGCAUUUGGAUUCCAAGGUACCUGGUAUCAGUAUUACUUUAUUGAAAGAUGGAAAAAUUAAAAAAUAAAAGUAGGCCCACCAUCUAAGAAAGCCUAAAAUUGCUGCAAAAUAAACAAACCGAUUGAAUUGGAAUUGAUGUGAUACAAUUACUUUACUGAUUAAGGCUGCAAAAUAGGCCCACAUAAAAUUGUAUAGAAAUAGUAAAAAUACUCAUAUUCUGAACAUUUUGUUAAUUGUAAUACUUUUAAAGAAUAAUAUCUUGUAAUAUCUUGUAAUUUUACAGGGCACGAGUUGUAAUAACAGAUCUGCCAGAAUUUGUUCCCUUGUUGCAGCACAAUAUUACUUUGAACAAAAAUAAAUUGAAAGGUUCCUGUACUGCUAUGGCAUUGCCUUGGGGUGACAAAAAAUGCAUGACAGACAUCAAAGAAGCACAUUUCAGAUCGGGUGUUGACUAUAUUUUAUUAGCUGAUUGUGUUUAUUAUGAACAGGUAGGGUGAAUUAACUUGCUUGUUCAUGUCCUAGUCCUAAGAAUGCACCAGUACUGUAAAUUAUAGUCGAAAUCAAUUUAAAAACUUCAUUUAAUUAUGUACAUUCAAGUCACAUUUUCAUCUAGUUAUUAUAAUUUUAUUUUUUUAAAGAGUGGUAAGUAAAAUAGGUUCAGCACCUAUCACAGAAAAUGAUUUUUGUAAUAUUUUCAUGGAUCCCAAAUUUUUGUGUUGUAAUUAAUGUAACAUUUUUGUGUGUUUUCAGUCAUUGGAGCAGCUGAAAGAUACAAUAGAGUAUUUCUCAACAGCGCACACGACUAUACUCUGCAGUUAUGAGGAUAGAGACAUAGGAAAUAAGGCUGAAUUGCAAUCAAGAUUUUUGAAGGUUUGGCCUUAAUUAGAUAUCGGUGCCUUCAAUUUUUAAUUUAAAGACUUAUGAUUGGAUGAGAAAGCAGAAGGCUCCUGAUAUCAUUACAAAAGCUGUGUGCCAGAGUCAGUAACGCAUAUUAGUUUAAUAUAGAAGUCAUUUUACAGUAUAUGGGUAAACUAAAUAUUUAAGUCCACAUUUGUCCUCCCAACCUGGCGGAUUUAAAAAAUAUAUUCUGGUUAAGGGCUUGGGAAAGACAAUGGUUAAGUGAGAAAACCUCUUUAAAAAAAAUAAUCGAUGUGGAAAUUAACCACGGCAAAAAGAGCUUGAAUUUGAAAGGAUUUACUGUUUAUGAAUCAUGAUACUGUUGCACAAUAUGCCAUUAAUGCUCAAUUAACAGUAUGACUAUGAAUGAUGGCAACAAACAUAUAUCAUGCCCAUCUUAUUCAUUAUUUACUGUAACCGUUAUUUAAAGUUGUAGGUAAGUAAGUUUGUUAAGCCUCCUAUAAUCAAAUAAGGUGUCUCUUUAGAUUUAACAUCUGGCUAGUUUUGUCCAUGAAACAAGUCCAGGUACAAGAUUCAUCAUAGAUAAAAUUCAUUAUUUAGUAUUUAAUUUUUGUAUUUACUGUUCUUGUAAUUUCAUCAUUUUCAGAUGAUUGGUGAACAUUUUAACAUUGUUGAGAUUCCCAUGAAUUCACAUGAUGAACAGUAUUGCAGCUCUGAUAUCCACAUACUACAGUUUAAUUCAAAAAGUGAAAAAUUGAAUUAAAACUCAUAACUGAUAUUUUCUGAUUUUGAAUGUUUUUGGUUUUUUUAUUAUUAAUUUUUAAAAUAAUUUCCCUGAAAAAUGCAUUUAGGGCUAACAAAAAAGUACAUCAAUUGAUUACAUACUAAUCCGUAUCAUUCUUUUCAAACCUUUAAAAAAAAUUCUAAGAAAGAAAUCAAACUGAGGACACCUUUGAAAACAAGACAGAUCAUAGAUUGCUAUACCUGUCACAAAUCCAAACACAAUUUAUUCCUUAAUAUUUCUAAAUAGCAAUCAUUGUGCCUUAAAUUUAAUUGAAUUACUUAAAUGACGCUUUAGAACCUUAUUAAGCUCAUAAAUGAUUUGCCAUAAUAUAUAAGGCGAGGGCAAACAAUUUUUAAACCUUUAAUUUUUAUUAGUAGUAUUGAAAACAAAUCACAUUCAAUAGAUGUUUCAAUCAGGACUGCCAUUUCUAUCAUCUGUGAAACAAGAUGAAAAAGAACUAUAUUUCGUCUCUCCAAAAACAGCAUAUACAUAUCACAACUCAACUUCUUGUAUCAAUCUAGGUCCAUACAUUACAUACAAAAAAAAAACACUACUAUUUGUAAAUUAAUGUUGUAGAAAAUAAAAUUAGUACAUGCUUAACUGAUAGGCAAAUGAAUAUAUUUCAUAAAUUUAAUGUCUCAUGACUCAUACAGCAUUAUCUGGAUCAAAUCACAACUGAUUGAAGUUUAAGAGAAAAUAUCAGCCCUUGCUUUCUGAAUCUUUAUUCUUUUUCUAGAAACCUACUUUCUCCAAAACUUUCCACUAAAGAUAUGUAUGAGUAUAUAUCUUUUUAAAGUGGUCUCUAGAAUUUCAAGCAAAUAUAUUAAAUUAUGGGGCUUAUAUGAAAAUAAGUUUUGAAAAUUCCACACACACUGGCAAGCAUUAUUUACUUAAUUAUGAAUUUGUAUUACAUUUUAAAUCUGUAUCAUUUUUAAAAUGAUAGUUUCUUUCUGAAAGGCAUCAGAUUUGUCUAUUACAAUGAUAAUUUGAAGUGAAUAAUUCUGUAAAAUUUAACUGGCCCAUGAUAGAACUUCAUGCACCCUGGAAGCCUAUAGAGCAAGCCUGCACAACAAGCAGCCCGCGAGUAACAAAAUAUUAUUUAUUAUUUUCUUAAUAGCUUCCCCUCCCUGUCCUAUUUUCUUUCGGCCUGCAAAAGUUGUUCAUAAAGUAUUAUGGCCUGCCUUAUAUUUUGAGUAGUGCAGACCUGCUAGUGCUAUAGAGCCAGAAUAAUUUUGGAACCUUAAAAUCUUUGAUAUUAGCAAUUACAAGUGUGACAAUACUAAUCUUCUUUCAUUUAAGAUCACUCCCAUCACCUCUGAUUCACAUGCAGCUGGAUCUGUUGGUGAACUUGGAUACAAUAAAUCCCACAAAAUUUGCUUGCAACAUUUUUGUUAAAAACUGCAUUAUUCUUAUAUAGAAAUAAAACAAAUCAUGUACUUUACAGUAUUUAAAUGUGUUUCUACAAUUAGUCACUAAGGUAGUGUUUCUAAUAACUCAUAAACAAAAACAAUAUUUUGGGUUACUGUGAAAAUUAUUUCUAUGGUUAUUUGCAAUUGCUACCAACACUAAAGAGAUCUCGAUUUUACUUCCACGCUAACUUUAUUUUUUACAAUCUAAGUGAUCUAGUUGGUAUUGCCUUUUUUUUUUUUUUUUUUUUUUUUUUUUUUUUUUUUUUUUUUUUUUUUUUUUUUUUUUUUUUUGGUACUGUUUUAAUUCAUAUAUUAGAGAACUCAAUGAGCUUUUAGAACGUUGAAACAUACAAAAAAAUAUUACUAUUUCAUUGUCAUUUUCUCCUAAGCAUACAAUUUAAGUUUUUAAAAUAAAUAAAGCUUAAUGAUGCAUAAAAUAUUACAUUUUAAACUUCAGAAAGAAAUGACCUCCUGGGGUAUUAAAGAAAGAAUACCUUAAGACAUAAAAAGGAUAAUUGGGGUUCUUUCUUUCAUUUUUCUUUUCCCCCAAUAGUUUGUGAUAUCAGGAUCAUUAUUUUAUAGGUAAUAUUUUUAAUUAUUUAUAGUUAAACAAUGACAUCAAAGUAGCAUAGAUUCUGGUUUUUCCAUCAAACUCUUGAACUCGGCUAACCAUUGUGCUCCUACAGCUCCAUCUACAACUCUGUGGUCACAACUAAGUGUUACAGUCAUGAUGUGUGCUGUGCUGAACCUAAAAAAACAACAAAAUCAUGUGGGUUUAAAGAAAAUAAGUAGAAUCUAAAAUAAAUAAGUAGAGACUAAAAAAAUAAGUAGAAAGACAGAAAAUAUUUUUAAAAAUUAAUUUUUACUUUUAAUAGUUUUAACAUCUUGGUAUAAAAAAGUUUUUAUUAUGUGUUACUGUUAUUUUUAUUAAUUUCAAGGCUUCCACCACAUUUGUUGUUACCAUUUAUUGAAAACUCCUUUUUAACAGCAAUUUUUAAAAUUGUAUAUUAUUAUAAUUAUUUAAAUGGAAAAAGGUGAAGUUAUUUUUAAAAAAACAUUUAUCAGAAUUUCUUGCAUUUUAAUCACUAUAAGAAUAUACAUGUUUUUUAAAUG